Messenger RNA from Onychostoma macrolepis, 3451 nucleotides. It is a transcript of the gene enpp5, whose product is annotated as ectonucleotide pyrophosphatase/phosphodiesterase 5. NCBI's taxonomy places the organism in Eukaryota, Metazoa, Chordata, Actinopteri, Cypriniformes, Cyprinidae. The transcript has 4 exons. Bases 107 to 1501 code for a protein of 464 amino acids. The record is from RefSeq and is a predicted model, not a curated record.
AAGUAGGCGGGACUUCCUGUGUUCGACCCUGUGUUUAUUUUUUGCGGAGCCAAAUAUCGUCCACAGAGCUUUUUAUAGGUCUCCCAUUCGCAGAACAUCUUGCAUCAUGCCAGACCUCUUAGUGAUUAAGAGCUGCUUCCUGAGUUGCUUAUUAGUGCUGCUUCAGACAUCGAGCUCACAGCAGGACGAGCAAAGCCAGCUGCUACUGGUGUCCUUUGAUGGCUUCCGCUGGGACUAUGUGAAUCGAGUACCCACACCCAAUUUCCGUGCCCUGAUGGAUGAGGGAGUGCAGGUGGAACAAGUGGAGAGCACCUACAUCACCAAGACCUACCCUAACCACUACACCUUAGUGACAGGAUUACACGCCGAAACCCACGGCAUUGUUGCUAAUGAAAUGUACGACCCCAUUCACAACCGCUCCUUUUCUAUGGAGGGACCUGAAGUGUACGAUGCAUGGUGGUGGGAGGAGGCCGUGCCGUUGUGGGUCACCAAUCAAAAGGCUGGGCGGAAGAGUGGAGCUGCCAUGUGGCCGGGAUCAGAUGUAGCAAUUGGUGGAACGUAUCCAACACAUUAUUUGAUUUAUAAUGCGUCGAUGCCAUUUGAGACCCGAGUCGAGAAACUCAUUGACUGGUUCUCAGGGCCAAAGGCCAUCAAUUUUGGUGUCUUGUAUUGGGAGGAGCCAGACGAGAGCGGGCAUAACUUGGGGCCGGAGAGCCCACUAAUGGAUGUAGUCAUAGCAGACAUCGAUGAGAAGUUGGGAUUCCUCAGGGGAAAGCUCAAAACUGCUGGCCUUUAUGACAAAGUCAAUCUCAUUGUUACGAGUGAUCAUGGAAUGACACAGUUGUCACAUGAUAAGAUUAUUGAGCUGGACACCUACGUCAGCCGCGAUCUUUACACAUGGAUAGACAAGAGCCCUGUUGUUGGCAUUCUGCCGAAAGGAGGCAAACUUGAAGAGGUCUACAAUUCGUUGAAGAACGCCAACCCUAACAUGGUUGUGUAUAAAAAGGAGGAGAUCCCAGAUCAAUACCACUACAGACACAAUGUCAGGAUCAUGCCUCUGAUCAUAGAGGUCAAAGAGGGUUGGACGGUCAUGCAGAACAGAAAUGGAUCUUUUAUGUUGGGAAACCAUGGUUAUAACAACAGCCUUCCCAGCAUGCACCCUGUGUUUGUCGCCCGUGGACCCGCUUUCCGCCACGACUACACCAAGGCUUCCAUGCGCUCCGUCGAUCUCUAUCCUCUCAUGUGCAGCAUUCUUGGUCUCAAGCCCUUACCUAACAAUGGCUCUUUGUCAAGUGUGCAGGAUCUCUUAGUGGAGACGUCAACCCCAAAGCCAGUGGUCCCACCCGUGCCCAGAGAGCCUUCCUGCGCGUGGGCCGUGGGAUCCGUCCUUGGCGCUGCCCUCGUGAUUGGGUUCCUCUUCAUCUUUGUGCAACAGGUGACACAGCGGCAGCAUCUGCCACUGCAUCUGUCCAACAGUGAGAUAACACAGCCCUUGCUGUAGGGUCAAACACAAUGUUUGUCGGCACUUUGCUCAUUUGAGGUUCUCAAACAUGUAGCACUUCUUCAGUGCCACAUCUCAAUUCAUUCUAAAAUAAUUCUGAUAACACUUUUUAAGCAGCCAGCAUGGUUGUUUGAAUUCAAAAGGGAUCAAUAUCCAAGGUAACGUGCCAAAGCCAAAUAUACCAAAAGCAAUAUGGGGAAAGAUGCUACAGUGGAAAAAAAGGUUGUGCAAUCAAAAUCAUAGCUGACUAAGCCAAUAGUGCCCUCUUCUGGUGAAGCUGUCAGUGAUACCUUUAUUCUAGUCAUCUAAAAUCUAGUAUUUGAAAAAGAAAAAAUGUUAGUAUCCCCAUGCUUUUCCUUUCAAUUUGAAUCUGAUAUUUAUUUAAUAAAAGAGAUUUGCCCUAUUCUCUUGAAUUUGCAUUAAAUGAAUGUUCUAAGUUCGAACUGAUAGCAUUUGUGGCAUAAUGUUAAUUAUCACAAAAAUUAAUUACCUUGUCCCACCUUUUAUUUAAAAAAAAUAAAAAUCAAAUCAAAUAAGAUCUGGGAUACAGUAAGGCACUUAAAAUAGAAAAUUGGGCCAAUUCAUAAACAUUAAAAUACUCAGUGUUUCAAUAGUAUAGACACAAGUGGCAAAUAGUAUGAAUGUAAACAUGAUUUUAGUGUGAAAAAUUACUUUCUAAUCUUUUCUGUGUAUAUUUAUUUACAAUUUUACAUUUUUUUCCCAUGAUAAUGCAAUGCUGUAAACCCUAAAAGACUGUAAAAAUUAUUUAAACAGCUUUACCACCCAAAUGAUAUACAAACUGUAAUAGUAAAAAAACUAAAUAAAUCAAAGCAUUUUAAGUGAUUUUAUAAUAUGGUAAGAUUCACAUUUCUGCUUUUAAACCCUCAAAAAAAUGCCCUAUUUUUUUCAGGAUUAUUUGAUGGAUAGAAAAUUCAAAAGAACAGCAUUUAGUCGAAAUAGAAAUCUUUUGUAACAUAAAUGUCUUUAAUGCCACUUUUAAGCUCAAAUAAUUUUAACAUUAUUUAUAAAAUGGUAAGCUUGGCCUCAUUUACUUCAAUUGUAAGUGCCUCAUUGUAACCUCCAUAUUUCUGUUUUUAAUAAGCCAAUCAAAAUAUUUUUUAUGUUGAUUAACACUAUGCCACAGAUGCUGUUGAUUAAGUUUAACUUUACUGAACCCAGAAUAUUCCUUUAACUGAAUGUAAUGGAUAUUUAAGAUUCUGAACAAAAACCUUUAGGGACGUUAGUAGCAGUCGCUUUUUGAAUUUGUUGUUAUUCUCAUACCCAUAGUAGAUUUGUUUGUUAGAUGCAGUUGUUUAAGUUGGCAGAUUAAUGUUAAUAAGUGUUAAUGAAAAGAAGCUGGUAGUUGUCAAACUACCUCCAUGUUGCACUAAGAUCAAUGUAAGCUAAUCAGGAUAGAGAGAAGUAUUAGACUAGUGGGGUGUUUUACCUUAUCUGCAUUUUGCACAAUGUAAUACCAUCCAAAAUUUAUAUUAAAAAAAAAAGUGUGUAUGGCCAAAAUCCUCAAAGAUUGACAAGGUAGUAAUAGUAUAAGUCCUUCAUUAAUGUAUUUUGUACUUUUUGAAAAUAGCAUUUAACAAAAAGCCCCGUGUAGGGCGAAACACUGUGAUCUGUCUUCUACUGGUGCAAAGACUAAAUGGAAAAUAAUAUUUAUGAUCUUUGAUAUAAAUGUUGCUGAAGUAGUAGUAGUUAGCUGCUUGCAGAAUGUUAGGAUUGUUUCUGUUAUUAAGAAGGAAAUUAUGACUUUCUCUAUGGAUGUGUGCAAAGGCUGUUGUAUUUUUUUGUUAAGUAUUUAAAUGAUUUACUGGAUUUGUCUUACAUGUUUUGUAUUUUAUGGCCUAAUAUCUGAUUUUGAUCUGUCAAAAGUCCCAUAACUAAAACAAUACUUUAAAUGUGCUACAUUAAAAGGUAAAUAAAUGCCUGAUUUGGAAA